Messenger RNA from Racocetra persica, 155 nucleotides. Lineage: Eukaryota; Fungi; Glomeromycota; Glomeromycetes; Diversisporales; Gigasporaceae. The record is from the annotation of a GenBank genome assembly.
AUGGAUGAUUCUGAAAGUAAUGUUGGACAUUUAAAAACCUUUGUACAAAUAAACCAUGAUAACAUUAUAUUGCCUGGAGAACUUUAUCGUACCAAUCAAGAUGUUGGAAUCUGUAUAUUUGUUCAUGGAUCUGGAUCUAGUAGACUUAGUCCAAG